AUGAUACCCCUUCUCCGCACUUUCGCUACUCCCACCACUCCCAAGUCAAGCUCCCGCAUUUCAUCGCAUAUGACACCCUGGACCCUUCUCACUUUCGCUGCUCCCACCACUCUCAAGUCAAGCUCCCGCAUUUCAUCGCAUAUGACACCCCCCCAGACUUCUCUGCACUUUCGCUGCUCCCACCACUCCCAAGUCAAGCUCCCGCAUUUCAUCGCAUAUGAUACCCCUUCUCCGCACUUUCGCUACUCCCACCACUCCCAAGUCAAGCUCCCGCAUUUCAUCGCAUAUGACACCCUGGACCCUUCUCACUUUCGCUGCUCCCACCACUCCCAAGUCAAGCUCCUGCAUUUCAUUGCAUAUGACACCCCUUCCCUGCACUCCGCACUUUCACUGCUCCCACCACUCUCAAUCAAGCUCCCGCAUUUCAUCGCAUAUGAUACCCCUUCUCCGCACUUUCGCUACUCCCACCACUCCCAAGUCAAGCUCCCGCAUUUCAUCGCAUAUGACACCCCUUAUACUUCUCUGCACUUUCGCUGCUCCCACCACUCCCAAGUCAAGCUCCCGCAUUUCAUCGCAUACCCCUUCCCCCCAUUGAACGCACCCUUUCUCACCACUCGGGGAUCUUUGGGUCACUAUUUCUUCGCAUCCGCUGUCAUGCUCGCGUCCAAGGUUAUUUACAUCAAAGGGAUCUUGGAAGCACGAGGUCGGCUGUUCAUUAAUUUCACUUCCAAGUGGAUACACGAUGGUUAUAUUAUGUUUCUGAUAAGGCGCCGAUUUAAAGCUCCAAACACCAUGCCUCAGCAAGCCCAAGGCGAAGACUUCACUCAAGAUAUUGAGAACGUAGAUAGCAGCCCUAGCGCUGACUCGGGAGAUUCUGACAGUGACCAGUCCAAUGACGAUUCAGAUUUACUGCGUGUUCGUGCUGCAAUUGCAGCACCUCCUGUCAAUGCGUCAGCUGAAGAUCUUCGUAAGGCAAGUCUUUAUUUUGCACUCGAAAUUGCGCAAAGGCUACUUCUAGACAUGCGAGGAAAGUACCGGGAGAGUCUGAAGAAGAACUCUCUCCUCGAGGCCACUCUUUCAAAAGGUCGGAAGACAAAACUUACCAACAAGGACCUUGCACUCGCCGCCAAGGAAGAUACCAUCAAGAACUAUGGACGCAAGUUUUCUGUAACGCACUGCCUCUGGGUCGAGACCACCAUUUUCCCCUUGCGUGCGCCACCCCCCAACAUAGACCUCACAAGCAAAGAGCGGUGGCUCUCUCCAAUAUCAGUACAGGACGGUGUCAAAGCCGAACUCUUUCUUUUCGUUCUGCCAGCGGACCACAGCAUGAUGGCACAUAGAAACUUCGGUUCCCAUUUUGUCAAAGGGAUCAAUAGUGUUCGUGCUGAGAUGGUCUCAGACGUUAAGUCGUGCGCAGCCGCGAUUUUUGGUCUCGACGCAAAGUUCUUCAUACGAGGGUAUGCACGGGAUUCAGAGCCUGCAUGUCGCGCCUUGCUCCUUAACCCUCAAGGUGCAUACACGAAGUUUGCGCCGGUGCUAUUUCCUCGUCCAGACCAUAUGUCCCGAGACGACUUUCUGAAAACGUCAAAGCUCGUUUAUAUCCUCAAAGUAUCACUUUUCGGCCGAUCCUCACUGGCUGCCAAUGCGCCUCCAACACCCAAAACGAAAGCGAAGAUAUGGGAACUACGUACCAUCACUCCAGGUCUCAUCGCGGCAGCGGCGAUUGUUGCUAUAUUUAUUCUUUCCGGCGACAAAGAGCUAGUCGAGAUAGGCGAAAAAUCCCGAAUCGCAUACAAGGAGUACCACAACUACUAUCGUCAAUCCUUGAUGACCGGCGGUGCCUGGGCAGCUAGCAUCUACUCGUUCUUCAACAAUUCCCUUUUCACUACUUCUCCCUCUGCAGCUACUCUCCUCAGCUCAGACUUAGGGGACGAGAGAGGUCCGCACGAUACAUGGGAACAGGAUUUUGAGCGCGCGAUGGAAAUGGGGGGUGAUCUCACUGCCCCACCUUCAACUGUCAGUAUAUCUGCGGCUAUGCAAGGUCUUGAUGUGUCAGAGGACCGCGAGCUACCACCUACAGAUGCACUCCAUGAAGGCUCACAGCCACCUGUGGGAAUGCAUAUUGACGAGCCUAAUAUUAGUGCUCUCGUUCAAAAGCCCAAACCCAAACCCAAGCCAAGGCGCAAAACUAAGGCUGGUGCUGGUGCUGAGGAUUUGUCGGGUGCUGCUGACGAGGAUCUGACAACUAUUCCACCUGCGCAGCCGACGAAUUUCCCUGAAGCAACAUGUAUCGGUGGAAGCGCUGGCAGCCGCGAGCUGUGGUAUGUCUGCCCCAUUUCCCUCCGUCUGACCCAUCUGAAUCCAACCCCCCUGCAGGAAUUCGGUAUCAACAUUAUCGGUGAAGACAACAAGACCAUCAUCCACCACAAAGUCGCUGCCCGCGUCAUGUGUGUAUUCACAGAUGAAGACGCACAUCUUGCUGCCCACGUAGAGGCCAUCCCAACAUCCGCCUCUCUUCCUCCCAACAUCCGCCUCUCUUCCUCCCAACAUCCGCCUCUCUUCCUCCCAACAUCCGCCUCUAUUCCUCCCAGCAUCCGCCUCUCUUCCUCCCAACAUCUAGGCGAACUCCAGAAGAGCCGUGACACUGGCGCAGAACUGCACUCCCUGAGUUCUUCAAUGAAUGACAUUCACAACACGCUCGGUGCCAGUGCCCCAAAACCUACCACACUUCCCCCAAUUGCUCCCUCCCAUGCAUUCACAACAAGCCUCGACCACCUCUGCACCCACACCCGCAUCUGCCGCGCCCGCAAACCCAGAACCCCUGCACCUCCCCCAGAGCACCCUGGCCUUUCUCCUUCGAGCUCGAGCCAUGCUGACUCAAGUCGUUGCCCACUCUUCGCAGAUGUGAAUGUCUUGAUCCUCCUUCGAGCUGCGCUCAGAGCUACAUGA
Suillus clintonianus is the source of this 2949-nucleotide messenger RNA. RefSeq lists its product as uncharacterized. Bases 1 to 2949 code for a protein of 982 amino acids. The transcript has 12 exons. The record is from RefSeq and is a predicted model, not a curated record. NCBI's taxonomy places the organism in Eukaryota, Fungi, Basidiomycota, Agaricomycetes, Boletales, Suillaceae.